GUGUUUUGGCAGCUGUCGCGAUCUCCAGCUUCGCCACCUAAUCAGCAUAUUCGCAGCAGCCUUCCAUAGUUUUCUUCGCCAACCUCUACCGCUUCUUCUCCCAAAUUCAACUGUCUCGCGAUUCAAAUAUGGCUGCAAUGUCAGGGAAGAUUGUCCAACAUGUUCUGGUAGCACAAUGCUGCCAGCAGGAUAGGCAUUUAAGCACCCAAUACCGAAAGGAUUGUUGUACCCCUUAUAGAAAAAACUUGCUUCCCUACCUAAGUGGAAAGCUGGCGUGGAAUGACAUCCCCACCAAGAAAUUGUCCACAUUCUCGAAUUUAAACCGAGCAAUUGUUUACUGCAAUGCGGCCUCAUCUGCCACUAUCAUACAUUCUGUUGACAAAAGUGCAUUUCUCAAGCUUCAAAAUGGCAGUGAUAUUCGAGGUGUUGCUGUGGAUGGUGUUGAAGGAGAACCUGUUAGCCUCACAGAACCAGUUACAGAAGCAAUUGCAGCUGCUUUUGCAGCAUGGUUGUUAGAUAGAAAGAAACCUGAUUCAUCUACACGGUUGAAAGUCUCUAUAGGACAUGAUUCACGAAUAUCUGCUCAGAAGAUGCAGGAUGCAGUAUCUCGAGGUCUAGCUGGCGGAGGUGUUGAUGUUAUCCAGUAUGGAUUAGCAUCCACACCAGCAAUGUUCAAUAGCACUCUCACUAAAAAUGAAGAUUUCUUGUGUCCAGCAGAUGGAUCUAUAAUGAUAACAGCAAGCCAUCUUCCUUACAACCGCAAUGGGUUUAAGUUCUUCACUAGUGCUGGUGGGCUCGGGAAAGUGGAUAUCAAAGACAUAUUGGAACGUGCUGCUGAUAUCUACAAAAACUUCACUGAUGAAGGUCUCAGGGAAGCUGAAAAAAGAGCAGCACAAUCUGUUAAAAGAGUAGACUACAUGACUGUUUAUACAUCUGAUCUGGUUGCAGCAGUUCGCAAAGCUGCAGGGAAUAUAGAGAAGCCACUGGAGGGUUUCCAUAUAGUUGUUGAUGCUGGAAAUGGAGCUGGAGGAUUUUUUGCUGAAAAGGUGCUCCAGCCUCUGGGUGCUAUUACUACUGGAAGUCAAUUCCUAGAGCCAAAUGGAUAUUUUCCUAAUCAUAUCCCGAACCCAGAAGAUAAGGAUGCAAUGAAAGCUAUCACCAAGGCUGUAUUGGACAACAAAGCAGACUUGGGCAUCAUCUUUGAUACUGAUGUUGACAGAUCUGCUGCUGUGGACUCCAGUGGCCGUGAGUUAAACCGGAACCGUUUAAUAGCCCUUAUGUCUGCUAUUGUCUUAGAGGAACAUCCUGGGACUACAAUUGUCACUGACAGUGUGACAUCAGAUGGAUUGACUACAUUCAUCGAAAAGAAGCUCGGCGGAAGGCACCAUAGAUUCAAAAGAGGCUACAAAAAUGUUAUUGAUGAAGCUAUUCGUUUGAAUUCCGUUGGAGAAGAAUCACAUUUAGCUAUUGAAACCAGUGGCCAUGGAGCACUGAAGGAGAAUCAUUGGCUUGAUGACGGAGCAUAUCUCAUGGUCAAACUCUUAAACAAACUCGCGUCUGCCAAGGCUUCUGGAGUGGGUAAAGGCAGCAAGGUUCUGACAGACAUGGUAGAUGGCCUACAGGAACCAGCUUUUUCUGUUGAACUAAGACUUAAAAUUAACCAAGAUCACGAAGAUCUUAAAGGAGGAUCAUUCCGUGCUUAUGGAGAGGCCGUGCUACAAAAUUUGGAGAACAUCAUUGCUUCAGAUCCAAAACUUCAGAAAGCCCCGGUUAACUAUGAAGGAGUGAGGGUUUCCGGCUAUGGUGGAUGGUUCCUUUUGAGACUCUCACUUCAUGACCCGGUGCUGCCCCUUAAUAUCGAGGCACCAAGCAACGAAGAUGCCAUCAAGCUUGGUCUAGCUGUUCAUUCUGCUGUGAGAGAGUUUACAGCUCUUGAUACAUCUGCUUUGAACAAAUUUGUGCAUAUAUAGUCGAAGAUGAAAAAAAUUGUCCAAAUAUAGUCGAAGAUAAUCCUAGUUGACGUUCAGAGAGCAUUCACAACUGCAACAAUCGGCCUUCUUCGACAUGCCAAACAGUGUUUUUGAAACCGAUUCCCUCAUUUCUCCGAGUUGUUUUUGAAAUAGAUUGCCUCCGUUCUCCGAGUGUUGUAAUUUAUGUUGCAAUGCAGUACAGUAAUAAUUUUCACUGUCAUCAGGCCUUGCUAUAAACACUGGCUCAAAAUGGAAAAUAAAUGAAAUAAAGAUGUUCAUGUUCUUAAUUAA
Molecule: messenger RNA, 2261 nt
Organism: Salvia hispanica
Lineage: Eukaryota; Viridiplantae; Streptophyta; Magnoliopsida; Lamiales; Lamiaceae
Product: phosphoglucosamine mutase family protein
Biological process (GO): carbohydrate metabolic process
Cellular component (GO): chloroplast stroma
Molecular function (GO): phosphomannomutase activity
Source: RefSeq, a predicted model, not a curated record